AGAGAGGGCGGAGCGUGGGGAGGACGGAACCACCGGGGCGGGGUGGGGAGGUAACGGGACGGGCGCGACCAUGGCGCGGUGAGGGAGCGGGGGUGGGGAUCGGUCUGGGGGAGGCCUGGGGCCGCUGGCUUGUGCGCCGUCUCGGUCGCCCCCCCUUUCGCCGCCGCCGCCGCCGCCGCCCCGGGCAUGUCGUCCAACUGCACCAGCACCACGGCGGUGGCGGUGGCGCCGCUCAGCGCCAGCAAGACCAAGACCAAGAAGAAGCAUUUCGUGUGCCAGAAAGUGAAGCUAUUCCGGGCCAGCGAGCCGAUCCUCAGCGUUCUGAUGUGGGGGGUGAACCACACGAUCAAUGAGCUGAGCAAUGUCCCUGUCCCUGUCAUGCUAAUGCCGGAUGACUUCAAGGCCUACAGCAAGAUCAAGGUGGACAAUCACCUCUUCAAUAAAGAGAACCUCCCCAGCCGCUUUAAGUUUAAGGAGUACUGCCCCAUGGUGUUCCGAAAUCUCCGGGAGAGGUUUGGGAUUGAUGAUCAGGAUUACCAGAAUUCCGUGACGCGCAGCGCCCCCAUCAACAGUGACAGCCAGGGCCGGUGUGGCACUCGUUUCCUCACCACCUACGACCGGCGCUUCGUGAUCAAGACUGUGUCGAGUGAGGACGUGGCUGAGAUGCACAACAUCUUAAAGAAAUACCACCAGUUCAUAGUGGAGUGUCACGGCAACACCCUUUUGCCACAGUUCCUGGGCAUGUACCGCCUGACCGUGGAUGGCGUGGAAACCUACAUGGUAGUCACCCGGAAUGUGUUCAGCCAUCGGCUCACCGUGCACCGCAAGUAUGACCUCAAGGGUUCUACUGUGGCCAGAGAAGCCAGCGACAAGGAGAAGGCCAAGGACUUGCCAACCUUCAAAGACAACGACUUCCUCAACGAGGGGCAGAAGCUGCACGUGGGAGAGGAAAGUAAAAAGAACUUCCUGGAAAAACUGAAACGGGAUGUAGAGUUCCUGGCCCAGUUGAAGAUCAUGGACUACAGCCUGCUGGUGGGCAUCCACGACGUGGACCGGGCCGAGCAGGAGGAGAUGGAGGUGGAGGAGCGGGCGGAGGACGAGGAAUGUGAGAACGACGGGAUGGGCGGCAGCCUGCUCUGCUCCUACGGCACGCCUCCCGACAGCCCCGGCAACCUCCUCAGCUUUCCCCGGUUCUUUGGUCCUGGGGAGUUUGAUCCCUCUGUUGACGUCUAUGCUAUGAAAAGCCAUGAAAGUGCUCCCAAGAAGGAGGUUUAUUUCAUGGCCAUCAUCGACAUCCUCACACCAUAUGAUGCGAAGAAGAAAGCUGCACACGCUGCCAAAACAGUGAAACAUGGGGCGGGGGCCGAAAUCUCGACUGUGAACCCUGAGCAGUACUCCAAACGCUUCAACGAGUUCAUGUCCAACAUCCUGACGUAGUUACCUUCUACCUUCAGCCAGAGCCAGAGUGCUGGACGUGGGGUCGGGGACUGGAAGACGGGGAGAGGGUGUCAUUGGGGUAGACGGGAGGGCGGGGAGCAGCGUGGGGGCGGGGAGGGUCCUCAAACGCAGCUGCAGCCUUGACGCUGGAAGGGACUCCAGCUGGGGAGGACGGCUGUGCCGUGUGUGCGCGUGCGCGCUCACGGGGCGGCCCCACCUUCUGUUCACCUUCAUUUCCCCUCCCCAUCUGGCCCAGGUUGAAAAAGGGUUGCCUUUUUGUUACGUUGUCACCUCGUAAGGUACCUUGAGGCUAGAGCUGACUUUGUGGGUUUCUUUGGGUUUUGUUUCUGAAACGUCCUUGCUCCGGAUUUGCUAUUUAUAAUGAUGGAUGUCGUCGCCCUAUCCGCCCUCCCCAUCUCCGCCCUGCCCUCAGUUCCCUUCAACGAAAGAAGCACCCAGAGACCCAGCCAGGGGUCCUCUCAGAGCCCAGCGCUCUGAUGCCGGAGGAGAGAAGGUUGGACCCCUCAGCCCUGCUGCAUCUGAUCUUGCCUGGAUUGACUUUCCAAUUUUGUGGAGUAUUUUGCACAGCUUCCUCCACCUUUCCGCCUCGGAUCCAAGUGAAAUGUUACAUGAUUCUUCCAUCUAAGUGCUCUCCCUCCUGAAGGAACGUUCCGGAUCAACAUCAGGUGUCUUGGAUCAGAAUCAAAGGUCUCCGAGGGCAGCGUGUUCAUCCUCGUGGGAUGGUCAGGGGUCGGGGCGGCUGGGCUCUCAGACAGCUGGUUCUCAGAGAACCCCGUGAUCGUCGCCCGAGCCUCUGGGCUCGCUCGGCCCCUGGAGUUCAGAUGUCUCCUCUCUAAAGCCUGUCUCCCACUGAGUCAAGGGCAACGAGGAAGCGCCUUUGGAUGGAAUGGAACCCUUGUGCUGAAGUGCGUAUCUCCCCUUGGGAAGAGCCGAGGAGGAGCAAAUGAGGUCUUACGCCCUCCUUCCAUUUGCUUCCCUCCAACCUUCUCCCAGGCAGGGGAGCUCGUAGCUGGGGGCAGAUCUCUGCAUGCCUGGGGUGCUCUUUGCAGGGCUACCUCUUCAAGCCCCGGGCUACCCUGUAGGCGGCAGGGAGUGGUGUUCCCCACCUUGGAGUGUGGCACCCAAGCCUGAGGUCGCUUCUGAGCCACUUGAGGACCUGACCCAGGAAAUCCAGUUUGGAGGCUUGAGGUGCGGUGUGACCUGGCCCCAAGCUCGGAGCUCUGUCUCCUUGAUGCCGCCCUCUAGACAUUGAGCAGAUCUGCCACGCGCAGGCCUCCUCGGGAGUGGCAUUCUGCAGCCUCCUCCAGGAUCGCCCUCCACCUUCUGCGCCUGCUCCCCAGGCCUCAGCAUUGAGAUGCCGUCAGAGCGGUCUGGUCUGGCCACAGAGAAAGCAGCCCUGUGUUGGGGGAGGCACAUUCCUGCGACUUCUCACCUCCUCACCGGGAACUGGGGGUUUGGGACGAGAUGGUGAAACUUGUAGAUAACUCCAUGGAUGGAAAGAAAGCUUGUGGAACCCUUUUGAAUGAGGGGAUUGGUUUUCUUGGCUCCCUCCACACCUGGCCAAGCUUAGCUUCUGGAAUAAGAAUGAGCACAUCUCUGCCCCACCCCACAGCAUUUAGGACAGGGAGGAACGGAGACUGCAUUCUUGAACUCUACCGGGGCGGUCGGAACCCUUCUGGAAGAGGCAGACGGGGGGUGGGGGGCACACGACUGCCCCGGCCCCAGGCAGGGGCUGUAGGUCGCUCCGAAUGUCAGCAGCAAGACUGCAGAGGGACGUGGGGAAGAGCUUGGAACCAGGCGGCUCACGGAGAAAACAGACUUGACUUAGGAAGGGACUAGUAGGAAUGGUGUUUGGACUUGAUUUCCCCACCUCCUCAUCAAGAAUGGAAAUUGGAUCUGCCCCUCGCCAGGCUCAGCCUCUCCAAAGCGUGGUGGGCUGUCCUCCAGCAGCCUCCACAGCCUUGGGGCCCCACCGGCUUCCUGCAUUUGGUCUGCUGAUCAUGUUGCCGUAAUGUGCACGCAAAGUGUAACCAGUCGUAUCGGUGAAAGGUGAGCUCCCAGAUACCUAACUUCUUUAACAGUGAGUUCUUGUGGGGGUUUCUUUUGGUGUGUGUGUGUGUUUUGUUUUUUGUAUAUUGUUUACAUUAUGAGAGGUAGCAUUCUAUUUUAAAUGCUCUUUUUGUUUUCCUGACAGUAUUGUUGACUGGGUCGAAACAUUUGAGCUGUGGUUUGGUGGAUUUAAAAAAAGGUUUUAACGGUUUUUCUCUGGGCUGUCUUCAGAACCUUGGGUUUGGUCCUCUAAUUCCUUUGGCAUUCGGAUGUUUAAAAGCUAUUUAUCUUGGUUUAUACACAUUUCCCCUCUUCUUUUCUUUCUGUAACGAUGAUGUUAUAUUUGGUUUGCAGUCUGAAUGUAGAGAAAGUGAAGUGAUCCCCAAACUCUUAUCCGCCCCCCUUCUUUUCUCCAAGUCCCACCAUGCCCUCUGGGCAAUAGAAGGUGUCCCAGGGGUAGGCUCGCCCCUCACCGUCACUCUUUGGAGCCAUGAAGACAAGCUGAAUGGUCUUACGGGAUCCCAGAAUAAUGUCGGGUCUCCCAAGAACAAAGGGAUAAAAAUCGGACCUGGCUGCCUGGGAGAGGCCUGGAUGGAACUGAGGGCAGAAUUCCUUUCAUCCUCCCCUCACGCCCCGCCACUGACCCAGUCACAGCCUCUCCCGGCCUUCCCCGUCUCCUUCUGAAAGUCGAUGGCCGAGAAGACCCUAUGGUCUCCCGUCUCCCCACCAAGGCGACGGGUUCUCUGAAAACUCCACCCAGACCACUGGAAGGAGGCUUCUGGCCUUUGUUCCUGUCCAUGAACCACUGUCUUUGUCCCCCAGUGCAAGCUCCCUCCCUGUGCCCUGCAGUUUGGGGGUCACAGGGCAGGCUAGGAAGCCAGCAGUUCCAGGAGCAGACCAAGGCAGCGCUUGAUCCCUCCUCCUCUAGCUCAGGGGAUGCUGGUCGGUGGCACCUGCUCUGAGUUGCCCCUGUGACUGCGCUCAGAGGCACUCCCGAGGUUCCCACCACAGGCAGCUGGACCUCCCUCCCCCCUCUUCCGACUUUUGUUUCUCUUGCCUGUCUUUAGGCCUCCAACAGGUCCCCUGGUAGUGCUCAGGGCUUGGGACUAGACACUCCUGCCCUACUGACUCUCCUCUCUAGUCUGCCAGGGCCUGCCCAGCGAGGUGGACCAGAGACCCAGGACUUUUCUCAGUAGCCAGUCCAACCCCCCCAAAUUAUCUUUCUACCAGUUCAAGUUGAGAGAGAGAAAAAAUUUCAGCAACCCCCCAGCACUUGAGCUACUCAAGUGUAAGGGGCCAGAAGGGACAGUGUGUUUAAAACAGCCCCUAGACAGCCUUAGACCUGUGGCUCCCCCAGUCCCAGGGACCUCACUUCUUUCUGGCAGAAACGUGGGCAGGGGGUCCAGCCUGAGCACAGGAAUCAAAGGGAAAACGCACUCAAACUGCCCCCACAUCUACCAGCCAUCCGCAGGGGGCUGUAACACAGCCCUAGCCUUCUGAAAUGUGCCACUUAGGACGAGCGUCUCCAAAGGGAAGAGGAUUAUCGGCUGUCCCCAGCAGCUUGUGCCAAGAGCCUUUGGAGGCUGGGGAAGAGAUUUCCAGAGGAGCCCCUUCCCCUUGCUCAGAGCCAUUUUCGGAGGAAGUGGGGUCCAGCAACCUUUGGGGGAAGGCCUGGUGCUGCUCAGCACACACAAGCAUCAGGUCAGAUCAUUGUAAUAAAAAAAUGUGAAUGAAGUUUAGAUUCCGCUUUGGGGGGAACAAGAUAAACCACCACCCCACCAUAUGUGUGUGACUUCUCAAUUUCCCGCUGCAACUUCCAUUUUUUAAAUAGGAAUUUUCAGCCCCCUGUGCUUGUCUAAUGUCUGCUCGGAACAAUUCGAGACCCUGUUACUGUUUUAAAAUGCAUGCAUGUUAAGAUGAAUCUCCAACCCGAGGAAAAAAAUAAAACUCAAAAAAGCUUUGUGUACACA
Sus scrofa (pig) is the source of this 5477-nucleotide messenger RNA. RefSeq names its product phosphatidylinositol-5-phosphate 4-kinase type 2 beta (gene PIP4K2B). Gene Ontology annotation, molecular function: 1-phosphatidylinositol-5-phosphate 4-kinase activity; 1-phosphatidylinositol-4-phosphate 5-kinase activity. NCBI's taxonomy places the organism in Eukaryota, Metazoa, Chordata, Mammalia, Artiodactyla, Suidae. Gene Ontology annotation, cellular component: plasma membrane. The record is from RefSeq and is a predicted model, not a curated record. Gene Ontology annotation, biological process: phosphatidylinositol phosphate biosynthetic process.